AUGGCCUCUCAAGCCGCUUAUCCACCAUGCGCGACCACAAACGAGUUCAGUGAGAUGAGCGAGGAUGACGGUCGAAGAGAAGACGUCCCUCCAGAUGGUGGAUACGGCUGGGUAUGUGUAGGUGCCUGCUUCACGAUUAAUUGCUUUACGUGGGGCACGGUUUCAGCAUACGGCAUCUAUCUCUCGCAUUACCCAGUCGAAGACAUCUUCCCAGAUGCAUCUACCUGGGACUACGCCUUCAUUGGCGGCUUCAACUUCUCCAUAGCCAUGCUUAUCGCACCGGGCGUUACUAUCCUUGCCCGGAAUCUUGGAAUACACAUGACGAUGAUAUUCGGCUUAGUCUUCCAAAGCAGCGGCUUCAUCGCGGCCUCUUUUGCAACUCAGGUAUGGCAGCUGCACAUCUGCCAGGGCAUUCUUAUUGGCUGUGGCAUCAGCUUCUUAUAUGUCCCCAGCCUUCCCAUUAUCUCACAAUGGUUCCUUGAAAAACGCAGCUUAGCCAAUGGAGUUAGCGCUGCAGGUUCUGGGGUCGGCGGAGCUGCCUUUGCGUGGGGCACUGAGGCUAUCAUUCAGCGUUUCACUGUCGCUUGGGCACUACGCAUCACCGGAGUCAUUGCAUUUGUUGCCAAUCUCGCUGCGGUAACUGUAAUACGGGACCGAAACCACAUCAUCCAACCUUCUCAGCUGGGGUUUGACACCAAGCUCCUCAGACGUCAUGAUGUGCUGCUACUGCUUGCUUGGGCCUUCAUUAGCAUGCUAGGGUAUAUUGUCCUUCUCUUUUCCUUAUCCGAUUUUGCUUUAUCUAUAGGCCUCACUAGGGCCCAGGCUACCAGCGUGAUAGGGUUGUUAAAUGUAGGCACGGCAGUCGGACGACCAUUUAUUGGUAUAUUUAGUGACCGAUGGGGCCGUAUCAAUCUAGCAGGUGUUCUGACACUGUUAUGUGGUCUUGCAUGCUUUGGCUUUUGGCUGCCGGCUACGUCGUUCGCACUUACUGUGUUCUUUGCGAUCAUAUAUGGGGAUAUCGUUGGGGUCUUCUGGAUGACUAUAGGCCCGCUCUGCGUCGAGGUUGCUGGGAUAACAAACUUGCAAUCGCUGCUAUCUCUGUCUUGGGCAUCAGUUAUAGUUCCCACUACUGUCUCUGAGGGCGUCGCAUUAUCACUUCGACAACCUUCUUCCUCUCGUCAAUAUCUUCACACUCAAAUAUUUGCUGGACUUGCAUAUGUAAUUGCGAGUGGGUUCAUGUUUCAACUGCGCCGAGUGAAGAAUCGCCUAUCACGAAAUGACUUGACUUAG
Messenger RNA from Exserohilum turcica Et28A, 1290 nucleotides. RefSeq lists its product as uncharacterized. The record is from RefSeq and is a predicted model, not a curated record. NCBI's taxonomy places the organism in Eukaryota, Fungi, Ascomycota, Dothideomycetes, Pleosporales, Pleosporaceae. Gene Ontology annotation, molecular function: transmembrane transporter activity. The transcript is spliced from 4 exons. Gene Ontology annotation, biological process: transmembrane transport. The coding region runs from base 1 to 1290 and encodes 429 amino acids.